This is a messenger RNA of Monopterus albus (swamp eel), 6262 nucleotides long. RefSeq names its product F-actin-uncapping protein LRRC16A. NCBI's taxonomy places the organism in Eukaryota, Metazoa, Chordata, Actinopteri, Synbranchiformes, Synbranchidae. Gene Ontology annotation, cellular component: plasma membrane; lamellipodium. The record is from RefSeq and is a predicted model, not a curated record. Gene Ontology annotation, molecular function: protein binding. The coding region runs from base 449 to 4609 and encodes 1386 amino acids. The transcript is spliced from 39 exons. Gene Ontology annotation, biological process: cell migration; regulation of Arp2/3 complex-mediated actin nucleation.
ACCGGCUUCGCAUCGGCUCCCUGUCUGUCGCAUCACCGACUGGGGAGGGGCCCUGAUUCCCACUAUUGGCUGUAGCCUACUGUAUUACCGACAGUAUAACAGUAGGGCCACGGUCGGAGAGGAUGUGCAUGAGCAGUGGUCUUUUCAUAUCCCUGAAGCACAGAGUCUGCUGGGUUUCAGCAUGAUUCUAAGAAGACUAUAGCGGGAUUUUCUCAGUUUUUCCUUCAGCAUACAAUCUCUGAACGCCGCCGAAAAGAGAUGCGCCCAGAUCAACGUGGAUACAUUGUCCGGACCCCGCGAGAGGAGAGGAGCAUGUAACCAGGAGAAACGCACCGGCGCGGCGUCACCACCUGACACUUGUCUCUCUCGCUUGUUUCCUCGGUCUUUGAGCUUUUUCGAUGUGUUUGACUGAACCGUUUUCAUUGUUUUGGAUAUUAUCUUCAGCAAAAUGAGCGAGGAGGUGUCAGACGUCCCCAAAGAGCUUCUAGAGAGUGUGAGGGACACAGUGGGGAGGAAGGUGAAGCUGUCGCUGAGGAAGAGAGUCAAGCUGGAGAUCAAAGGAGACAAGACGGAGAACAGAGUCUUGGCUCUUGCAUCUCACCGAGCCUACCUCUUGACGGCACGCAUUCCCACCAAGGUGGAACACUCUUUUAAUUACCUGGAGAUCCAGGGGAUUGCAUGUAACAAGCCUACACAGCUGCUGAUAGAGUAUGAGCGUGGCUCCUUCUCUCUGAAGCUGAUCUCCACAGAGGAGGUUAAUGAGGUAGUCGCUCACAUAGGAAACUGUCUUCUGAGGAUAUGUCCUGGUCUACCGCCUAGUAAAGUGAUGAAGAGGCUCUGCAUGGAGCCUCCAGACAGGCUGACCGUAGGUGGGUUUUCUCAGAUGUACAGAUGUGUUUGUGACUGGUUGGGGUUAUCUUACAGAGAAGAGGUGCAGUGGGAUGUAGACACCAUCUAUUUGACACAAGACACCAGGGAACUCAACCUCCAGGACUUCAGCCAUCUGGAGAACAGGGAUCUGGUGGCCAUAAUAGCAGUUCUUGAGUUUAACCAGUGGUUCACCAAGCUCUCCACCAAGGACUACAAACUGUCUGCGGAUGUGUGUGAGCAGAUCCUACGGGUGGUGUCUCGAUCCAGUCGACUGGAGGAGUUGGUUUUGGACAACGCAGGACUCAAAACAGAUUUUGCCCAGAAGCUAGCGGCUGCCCUGGCCCACAACCCCAGCUCAGGACUCGCCACCAUUAAUCUUGCAAACAACCCACUGGAGGACAGAGGAAUCUCCUCUCUGGCUGCUCAGUUUGCCAGACUUCAUAUGGGACUUAAGCAUUUAAACUUCUCCAAAACCUCACUGUCACCCAAAGGGGUGAACAGCCUUUGCCAGUCACUGAGUGCCAACCCUUCCAUCCCCAGCAGCCUUGUCCAUCUGGACCUCUCAGGGAAUAUCCUCCGAGGAGACGACAUGCAGCAUUUCUACCACUUCCUCAGUCAACCCAACAGUCUGGCAACCCUUGACCUCUCCAACACUGACUGCUCAUUGGACCAGGUUUGCUCUGCUCUGCUGCGAGGCUCGGUCCAGCACCUCUCUGUUCUCAGUGUAUCAAAGAGUGUCUUCCCUCACAGGAAAGGCAAAGAGGUGACUCCGUCAUUCAAGCAUUUCUUCAGCAGUGCCAUGUCUCUCAGCUCUAUCAGCGUGUCAGGAACAAAGCUGCCACCAGAGGCCCUGAAAGCACUCCUGCUUGGCCUGGCCAGUAACCCCAGUCUGAAGGACGUGUCUCUAGACCUCAGCUGCUGUGAGCUUGGCCAUUGUCUGCGGUCCGGAGGGUCUCAGAUUCUUGAAAGUUGUAUUGCCGAGAUCCCCAACAUCUCCAGCUUAGACAUCUCUGACAAUGGCCUGGAUUCAGAUCUCUCUACUCUGCUGGUUUGGUUAGCCAAAAACCGGUCCAUCAAACAUCUGUCUCUGGGGAAGAACUUCAACAGCAUCAAGUCCAAAAACCUUGCUCCCGUGUUGGACAGCCUGGUUCAUAUGAUUCAGGAGGAGGAGUCGCCCCUCACCUCUCUGUCUCUAGCAGACUCCAGGCUAAAAAGUGAUCUGUCCAUCAUUCUGAACGCCCUCGGCAGCAACUCCUCGCUCACCAGGCUCGACAUCAGCGGGAACGCAAUGGGAGACAUGGGAGCCAAGAUGCUGGCCAAGGCACUACAGAUCAACUCAAAACUACGGACUGUGAUCUGGGAUAAGAACAACACCAGCCCUCAGGGUCUUCAGGAUGUAGCGGCUGCUCUGGAGAAGAACUUCACCAUUCGUUUCAUGCCCAUCCCCAUCAUCGAUGCCUCCCAGGCUCUGAAGGCCAGUCCUGAGAAAACGGAGGAUGCUUUGCUAAAGAUUGAGAGUUAUCUGUACAGGAACCAGGAGACCAGGAAAUACCUGCAGGAACAGGCCUAUCGGCUUCAGCAGGGCAUUGUGACCAUAACCACACAGCAGAUGAUUGACAGGGUUUGUGUGAAGGUGCAGGACCACCUGAACUCUCUGAGGAACUCUGAGACAGAUGCCAUCCUGGAGGACAUCCGGUCCGCAGAGAACCUCAUCAAAGAUGCCAGGAACUCUAAAACACUGCUCCCUAACCUUUACCACCUUGGAUCAGUUUCGAGAGAGGAGGUGAACAGCUCAUCAGUGGGGCCCAUCCAGGAGAAACUGGAGUCUAUGGCUGGGGAGAUGACUACUGUCAUGGACCAACAACUACAGACUCUGUUGGAAUCUAUGGUGGACACAGCUGAGUCUCUGUGUCCCCACGUGAUGAAAAAGAGUAAUCUUCGUCCAGAGCUAAUGAAGGCCAGCUCAGCCAAGAUGGCUGUACCCAAAAGCUUUGUCACUAAAACCCUCUUGGAGCAGUCUGGGGUGGAUAUUAUAAACAAAAUGAGUGAGGUGAAGCUGAGUCUGGCGUCCUUCCUGUCUGAUCGCAUUGUUGAUGAGAUUUUAGAGGCUCUUUCCACUUCACAGCACACACUGGCCGACCAUCUGGUCCUUCGAGGUCGCCCUCUGGUGCAGCAGGAGUCUGUGGAUCUGGACGUCCCAGAGGAGAAGAUUCCUAAACGAGCAUCAACUGAGAUCCUGGAGGAUCUGGAGACAUGCAUGAUGACUCCUAAAUCAAAAAGGAAGAGCAUCCACAGCAGAAUGCUUCGACCGGUGUCUCGUGCAUUUGAGAUGGAGUUUGACCUGGACAAGGCCCUGGAGGAUGUGCCGAUCCAUGUGGAGGACACUUCUGCUUCAUCUCAGACUCCGCCUACUCCGUCUCAGGCCCUGCCCAAACUGGAGCAACGUCCACCAGGAGCGAUGGUGGAGCUGCCAUCUGAGGAGGAAAAAAAGCUGCAGCACUUCACAAAACUACGACCACGGAGGAACAAGAAGACACAUUCCAGCAAAGUUCCUCAAAUCAACAGUGCUCUGUCUCAGGAUGGGGAGCAGAACGGCCUCAUGGGAAGAGUGGAUGAGGGUGUAGAUGAGUUCUUCUCUAAAAAAGUCACCAAGAUGGAUUCCAAGCGUUCCUCAAAGAGCUCAGAAUCUCAGGAUGGAGAGAAGAAGAAGAGUAAAGGAGGAUUCCUCAACCUCAUCAAACGAUCUGCCAAAUCCGAUAAGUCGGACAAGUCAGAAAAAAACCAGGCGACACCUCUGUCCUCCAGUACAGCUCCUGGAGGUUCAGCACCAGCUUCCACUAUCCCAGAGGAGCCCUUGUCACCAAAGGUGGCGGUAAAGAGCCCUACAUCAGAGCCAAAGUCCAGAGACGCCUCCAGCCGCUCACAGCCCACAGACUACAGCAGCUCCUCAGACCGAUCCGAGGAGCUGAGGACACCAGACUCCAUGGACGAACCUUGGGAGGGUUCAGACGGCAGGGGCAGUCCUCAAGGAGGCAGGCGGUACCCAGGAGUGCAGGUGAUGGGCAGCGGCCUCCUAGCAGAGAUGAAAGCCAAGCAGGGGAGGAGAGCACACAAGUCGUCCAGCCCUGACAGACCCGACAACACAACAGCCAAGCCUCAGCCCACAACUCCAGAAAGCCGGUCUCCCUGUGUUUCUAUUUGUAAACCAGACCCUGGUUCUCCAGAGAAGACACCAACAUGUGGUGAGACCAAGCCUGAACCUGCACUUCGUCUCAGAGCUACAUCCUCCUCAAGUUCCCCCAGGGGACCAGUAAGUCCCAAGCCACCAGUGCCACAGGGGACAAAACCUGCCUUGGCAGCCCGACCCAGCAUUCCACAGAAGCCAAGGACCACCAGUAGCAGCAGGAGCAUAGAUGAGAGCCCAGAUUCCCCCACCGGUGGCAGUGUUUCUCCUAAGGUCACAGUUCUCCCUCCCACACUAAAGAAGACACAAUCAGAGAAAGACAAGGAGGGACAGGCUGCUCUGCAGUCAGGAGGCUCUGCCAACAAAAUCACUCAGGAAGUGAGGUCAGCAUCUGACACUGUUCAGAAACCCAGCCCUCUUCGCACCAACUCUGAGGAUCAUGGCCCUUUCAAGACCAAGGACCGAUCUGCAAACCCAGAUAAAGACAAGGCAGCGGGCAAGAAGAAGUCAUCGGAAUCUGGGGAAGAGGCAGACAAAGACUUUAUAUUAAUAUAAGCCUCAUGUGAAAAGCAGCUUGUUUUCAUUUACAUAAGCAGUUGUACCAAUAGGUUUUGACUGACCCAGAAGUAUAAAUCACGUUUGGUAUGCAGGAAGAGCCACCUAUGUAUUACAAAGUAAUACACCAUUUCCGAUUUGAUUAUCAAUAAUGAAACUGAUGACACUGUACUUACCUUCUCAAAAUGUGCUGUCCCCUAGUAAAUCAAACUGCACUACAUGUCCUCAGAGCUUCCUUCUCACAGACAGCCUUUUCUCUUUAUGUGCUUUCAACCUACUGUCUUCCGGCAGGUGAAAAUGUCAGGACUUUAAAAAUAGUUUGUGGGAUGAUCGAGCUAUUUCAGCCAGUGAAUAGUAAGACCUGAAUUUGAAUACAAAAUGUUAAACCACAAAAAGAGACAUGAUGAUGAUGCUUUCAGGAAAUGGCAGACAUUUUAUGUGCCAACACAGUGAGUGCGUACAUCUAAAAUCACAUUUAACUAAUGGUCAAAUGUCUAUUUGUUGCAGUAGCUCAUCUCCCAGGGACCUAACACAUACAGUAAUAACAAUACCACUAUACUGUACUUAGCUCAAACAUACAAAACCAGACAAGGACCCUGUAACAUUUUUUUAUUGUAUACAUUUUUCUAGAGGCUAUUUUUAGGAUGUGCAAAUCACUUUUCUCUGAAGUUCAGAGGUGAUUGAACCCAUUAUGCAAUUUUUUUUUGUUUGUUUGUUUUACAGGACAAUACAGGUUUAGCUGAGAAUCUCAGUACAAGAGUGAACUCAGAAAUACACAUUCAAUGUAGCUUCCUUAACAGUAAAUCUAUGGUUACUCAGAGGGGACUAACAGGACUCUUCACUGAAAGACUGAAGGAUAGCGAUGGACUUUAUCAGCCCGACUGGAGUCACGUUUGGAGUCGGCGUGACCAUAUGAAGUGUGCUUUGAGAGGACUGUGGUACACAACUUCAGGCUUCUGCACUGUUAACUAACGCUUAACACUGUGAAAGAAAUACUCAUGUUUUUAUUUUUUCCUUUAACUGCUGCUUUUUUUUUUUUUUUUUCCUUUUUUACAGAGUUAAUGGGGGACGAUUGUGUGUCUGUCAGAGUGCAAUACAGAGUGCUAUUGUAAACAUUUCUGGCUCUUAUGUUAUUUGGUCAAAGAACUCUUCAGAACAAAUAAACACUGAACUAAACUGAGUUAUGCCAAUGUCUGUCACACAGUUAUACAGACUCUGAAUUGCUCUUAAAGACAGACAGAUCCUCACGUCAUAACACACUAACAUAUUACGAUUGUGAAUGUUCCCCUAAUCUGCUGAUGGUCCAGUGAAAGCAAAGAAUCAAAAAGAGGAAUGACAAAGAAUCUGCUUGACGGCAACAGGGGAGACGCUCAUGUUUCCCAUUUCAGUUGCUGUUCUGAGCUACUGUUUUACCUCUUUCUCUGUGUAAAAGUGGGACACUGAGCAACUCCAGCCUUCCAGACACUAUUCUUAAUCUGUUUUCUAGAGGAUUUUACGUUGGUACUUUCAAAUUCAGCUUACUUUCUGUUCAAUCACCUAUUGCCUUUGCCUUGAGUGAAAGGGAACAGGGGUUAGCUAUUUUGACCAUAUAGACCUCUGGGUAUGCAUUUCCAUUUUCAGGAAUUUAAUGCUUCACAUCAACCACCACCACCA